AUGAUCCUUUUUUCUUCUCUUCUCUUAGUCGCAAAUGCUGGAAAUUCCUGCAUUCCUUCUCAUUUUCACUUCACGGGCAAAUAUGGAACCGUCAACUCAUUUCGAGCAAAAAUCAUCCAUGAUAGCACUUACAAAGAGAUCGUUCAAAAGUGCGAAAGUGCGGGUAUGAACCUUCCCGAACCAAUGACACAGGAGUUCAAUGACGCUCUUGUCGAGUUCUGGGUCAGCAACGACCGAUGGAUGGGCGAUCUCCCAGUCGGAAUCGCUGCUGACUGGAAAGCUCUUUCGUCUGGAGAACCAGCUUUAUUCAAACAGUUCAAGAGCCCACGACCAAUUAUUGGCCAAAUUGAUCACUACGCUGUGAUGAACAAGAAUGGCGAAUGGCAUGCAGAUACGAACGAGGACAGAGUCUUCCCUAGAGCCCUGUGUUUAUCCAAAGAGGGAGGCACAAAAUUUGAAGGUCAUUCAAUUAAUGUUAGUGAAAGUCACGAUCCCUGCUUUGGCAAAGAAAACUGCGAGACUUUUAUCAACUCUUGCGAAACCUACCCAAUUCCUUCGGACAAAAUCUCGACAAUCGAGGCAACUGUUAACUUCAAAUCGUCAAUCGAUAUUCAAUGCAGCCAUGGAAUGCCGAAUGGAAGAUGGUUGAACAUCUUUCACAUUAGCGCUGGAGGAGAGAUAGGACAACCGGGCGAUCGCUUCUUCGCUGCAUGGAGAUUCCCUCAUGAUGAGCGGUUGCACUUCGCCCUUGGCGCGCCAGAAGGAGGAUUCGCCAAGUACAAAAACUUGAACUGCGUUGAUGGCGAAUGGAACAAGUACACUCUUGAGCAAAGACAAGUUCCAGAUUCUCUAAACACCGUGAUGCUGAUUUUUUCAAGGGACGAUGAAGUUCUUCUGACCGGAUAUUACGGUGUCAAAGAUGUCUUCACCGGAUCUGUUGAUGUUUUCUUAUCAAGAAGACCAAGUUUGAGAGAAAUCGCUUCUGACUACGCUGUUCGAAAGUUUUACUACCAAAAAUUUCCCGAAAUUGAGCCCGAAGAGUGUACCAAUCGUUCUGACCCAUGUAAAGGACUUGAAAAUUGCCAAACUUUCAUCGACUCCUGCACCUCAAACCCAUCAACGACCAAUAAAAUUGGAACAAUCGAAGCCACUCCGAAUUUCAGAACCGCUAUCGAUGUUCAAUGUACACAUGGCAUGAGUGAAAUAGGAAAGCCAGGUGAUCGAUUCUUCGCUGCAUGGAGAUUUCCGAGCGAUGAACGACUUCAUUUUGCUCUUGGUGUUCCCGAAGGAGGAUUUGCCAAGUAUCAAAACCUCAAUUGCAAUGAUGGCGAGUGGAACACAUAUGUUCUCGAGCAGAAACAAGAUCAAGAUGACCCGAAUGUCGUCGUCUUGAGCUUUUCUAUUGACGGAAAUAAAAUUGCCUCGUAUACUUAUGCUACUUCAGCGGUUCUCUCGGAGCAAGACGGACGAUAUGCCAACAUCGACGAAGCUCAAUUUGGAAACAACCAUGGAGUUGCUGAGGCUUUAGACACCACGACAGGGGAGACUGUAAUUGUUAAAGCGACUCUGCUUCAGAACGCUGAUCAUUGGAGAAAUACGCAACAAGAAGCUGCUACUCUUCGAGAGCUGGAUCACGCAAAUGUGGUCCGAUUUGUCGAUUUUCUUGAUCGACAAAUGCCGGAUUGGGCAUUUGGCUCAAUGUGUUUCAUUAUCAUGGAACAUUGCGGUGGGGGCAGUCUUGCCGAUUGGAUCGAGAAAAUGAAAGAUGUUGGACGGAAACCAACGAUGGACGAAGCCACUCUUGUCGGCGCUCAGAUCAUAUCUGGUCUGAGCUAUUGCCACGAGAAGAACAAGCUUCACCUUGAUAUGAAGCCGGAAAAUUUGUUUCUCCUUUCCGACUUUAUAACGGUGAAGCUCGGUGACUUCGGGAGCGCACUUUCGAUCCGCUCCGUUCAGGAGUCCAUGACAACGUCCAGCGGCGAUCCCAUCAAAUGCACUCCUCUUUAUGCUGCGCCUGAAAUCCUGAAGGAAAAAGAGGGAACGUCCAGCGAAAAGGAAAAGAAAUCGCCAAGAUUAGAUGUUUGGGGUUUCGGUCUUAUCUUGCAGGAGGUGCUGACAUUGGAACAUCCUUUUGGACGAGUUGAUGGUCGACAAGCUUUCAAAACUGAGAUUCUGACGAACAUUCAAGUCGGAAAUCGAACGACACUUUUUGAAAUCUUCGGUGAAACCGAUGAAUAUGAAGAAUUUGAAAUCCUCCUUCAAAAAUGCACUCAUCCCGAUCGCAAAAGACGACCAAGAAACGCGAUAAAACUUCGCGACGAAGAUCUCUUCGUUGAUUUCUUGCAGCGAAUCGAAAAUGGCGAGAGACCAAGCAACAUUGUUCCUCCUCCCUUUCCGAAUGAAAAUGAUGACGUUCAGAGGCUCAAAGAGGAGAUCGAGCAAAAGGACAGGACGAUCGUUGAGUUGCAGAAUCGACUCAACACUUUCAACGAAAUCAUGGACUAUCGACUCAGAGAAGAAGCGAAGCAAAAGGAUGAAAAAAUCGCUAAGCAAAAUCGAGAAAUCGAGCAACUAAAACGUGAAAACAGAUCUGUAAAGCAAGAACACGUAAAUUUGAAGAAACUCAAUUCCGAAUUGGAGCAAAAUUUCGAGUACUCUAGCAAAAUCAUCGACGAGCUGAAAAUGAAAACCGAAUCUGAGCGAAAAGAACGAGAAAAUGAUCUGGAAAAGGCGAAACGAGAAAUUGCAAGUCUCCGGUCACUUUUGAUCGAAGAAAAUGAAAGAAAUCACCGAGAAAGUGCAAAUCAAAAAUUGGAAAAUGAAAGAGUUGGACUUGAAUCGAGAGAACAGCGAAGAAACAAUCAGCCAGUUGCGAAAAACGAAUUUUUUGAGCAUCUUAAUUGGGACGUCGCAGAGGCAGGUUGGCACUUAGUGUUCAAAAGUGCUUUGAAAGAUAAAGGAGGAGAUGGCUGGUUCUACUUAUCCCUCUGGAAUAACGAAGGCGGCAUAAGAUUCAAAGCCAUCGCGCAACAAAUUCUUUGGGAAACUGGAGAAGAGUCGAAUCGGAAAGAAAUCGAAAGCCAGGCGGAUGGACCACGGCAAACCAUCAAAUAUCGGUACUGCGAAACUCGAACUCGUUGGAUUGAUUAUGUUAGAUUCAAUGUUUAUUUUGACGCUCAUUAA
Molecule: messenger RNA, 3183 nt
Organism: Oikopleura dioica
Lineage: Eukaryota; Metazoa; Chordata; Appendicularia; Copelata; Oikopleuridae
Source: the annotation of a GenBank genome assembly